UCGUUACGCUCCUAAAACAUUUACAGAUUGUGUUGUGUACUCCGAUGCUCGCAUAAUAAGUCACCAUGUCUACUGAGAGUGUGCUGUUAAUGUCUGUCAGUGGAGAGCAGGUACGAAAAGGAUGAAUUCAGCUAAAAUCAAGCUAUCGGGUCACAUAUCAGCUUCAUUCCGGUUGGUUUGUUCCGUAACACUGUGUAUGUUUGUAGUCUCCUAGAAAGAUGUCGGUCUGGUGUCACGUGAAAAGUAAAGCACAGGAUCAUCGCUGUGAGUCCUGAAUGUUAACUUCUGUCUUCUCUGAAAGCUGACUGCGUCUCCAGGAUGGCAGACAGAUUUUAAAGAGCCACUGGAGUGAGUUCGAAUACGGUCAGCUUCUUCUGAUCACCCCUACAUAACACCAUCCCCUGGAUUCCUCAGUUUCCUUCCCUGCGUCCUUUGAGAAUGGAUGGACAGCAGUCUCUACAGGCCAGCGUAAACUCCUCUUACAUUCCCACCACCGUCUCCUCCGUGUGUGAUGAAGAGCACUCGGAGGGUGAGGCGUCUGGGGACGACGCUUCACUGUUGGUUUCCCGACAACAGCCGGCAGGGCCCCUGGCGGCCCGUCACUGCCCCGAGGACUCCUACAAUCUGGUGUACAUCAUCUUCUUUCUGAUGGGCAUCGGCUCUCUGCUGCCCUGGAACGUGUUCAUCACGGCCAAACAGUACUGGCUCUACAAGCUCAGUAACAGCUCCAGUCCCGCUAGUCAAGAGGAACCUCACAGUGACCUCAGUGACUACUUUGAGAGUUACAUUGCCAUCGCAUCCACAAUUCCCUCAGUGUUGUGUCUCAUCCUCAACUACCUCCUGGUUAACAGGUUUUCCUCUCAGGUGCGGAUAAUGUUCUCUCUCCUGGUGAUCUUGGUGGUGUUUGUGGUGACCACAGCGCUGGUGAAAGUGGACAUGUCUGGCUGUAGGAUGCAGUUUUUCGGAGGAACGCUGGUCAGUGUGGCUCUGGUCAGCGGGGCGUCCAACAUCUUCUCUGGCAGUGUGUUCGGUAUCAGUGGCCACUUUCCAAUGAGGAUAUCUCAAGCAAUCAUAUCAGGUCAGGCUAUGGGUGGCACUUUGAGUGCUUUGGCAUCGAUAGUAGAUCUUGCUGCCUCAAGUGACGUGACCAACAGUGCUCUGGUGUAUUUCAUCACGGCAGACGUCUUCACUCUCAUCUGUAUCAUCAUGUACCUGCUGCUGCCCAGACUGUCUUACUCAAGAUACUACAUGGAAAAAGCAGCCAUGCCCUUUAGUGAGUCCAUCAGCCACAGCAGCCACUCAGACUCGUCUGGAUCCGUGCCGCCCCUCAGACCCAUCCUGAAGAAGACCUGGGUUCUGGGCUCCUGCGUCUUCUACGUUUUCUUCAUCUCCAUCAUGAUUUUCCCCGCUCUUUCCUCGGGCAUCCAGUCCAUGAAUAAAGACUCUGGAAACCCUUGGUCUACCACAUACUUUGUGCCUCUGACUAGUUUUCUGCUCUACAACAUGGCAGACUUCUGCGGGCGCCAGGUCACGGCCUGGUUGCAGGCGCCAGGCCCCACCAGCCGCAUGCUGCCUGUGCUGGUCGUCUCCAGAACCGCGCUGGUUCCUCUCUUCAUGUUCUGCAACUAUCAGCCCCGGUACCACCUGCACGAUGUGUUUUUUGCACAUGACCUCUUCCCCGUGGUCUUCGUCUGUCUGCUGGGGAUUUCUAAUGGGUACCUUGGCACGCUUCCCAUGAUCUACGGGCCCAAAGUGGUGCCGCGGGAGCUGGCUGAGCCUGCGGGGGUCGUCAUGUCCUUCUUCCUCACGCUGGGACUUGCUGUGGGUUCAGCCUUCUCUGUGGCACUCGUUCACUCCAUCUGAGUCCAAAUGAAUGCCCAACAGACCUCUACAGUAUUGCCCCAAGACUGAUCGUUUACACUACAGCACUCAAGAAGACUUUUGCCAAUUAAAAAAAAAAAUCUUUUAUGCAUUUUAUUGGACACAAUGAAAUAGUUUUUUUUUUUUUUAUAUAUAUAUAUACUUUUCUAAUUGCUUUUAUGGUCAUUUUUAUUUUUUCCAGAAAAUAUGCAAUCAUGUCUGUCGAUUUUGAUCUUUUUAUAAUAAAAGGUUUUUAUAAAAAGAACAAGAAGCAUUUCCUACAAUAAUAUACAGGUAUAAACACUUUUGCGGCGCUAAAAGGGCUGUAGUGGUGUUAAAUGCAACACUUACAGCACAAUAAUCGUAUUAUCAAAAUAAUAAUAAUCAAAUAUCAUCACAUUUUUAUCCCUGUGCAAUUUAAGAGUUGAAAUAAAGACAAAAGCAUACGGUAACCUCAA
Messenger RNA from Puntigrus tetrazona (Sumatra barb), 2318 nucleotides. It is a transcript of the gene slc29a3, whose product is annotated as solute carrier family 29 member 3. The transcript is spliced from 8 exons. Gene Ontology annotation, biological process: nucleoside transmembrane transport. The record is from RefSeq and is a predicted model, not a curated record. Gene Ontology annotation, molecular function: nucleoside transmembrane transporter activity. The coding region runs from base 439 to 1863 and encodes 474 amino acids. Gene Ontology annotation, cellular component: plasma membrane; Golgi apparatus. NCBI's taxonomy places the organism in Eukaryota, Metazoa, Chordata, Actinopteri, Cypriniformes, Cyprinidae.